Messenger RNA from Ricinus communis (castor bean), 845 nucleotides. Its product is annotated as late embryogenesis abundant protein D-7. The record is from RefSeq and is a predicted model, not a curated record. Lineage: Eukaryota; Viridiplantae; Streptophyta; Magnoliopsida; Malpighiales; Euphorbiaceae. The transcript has 2 exons. Bases 108 to 500 code for a protein of 130 amino acids.
CAGGACAACCUUCAUAUGCUAUAUAAAUAUCAUGCAAGCAGGGGGUUCUUUUUUCCACCCAAGUUUAAAAAAGAAACUUCAUUCAAAUAUAUCAGUCACUUGCAAAAAUGGCAUCUCAUGAUCAGAGCUUCAGAGCUGGUGAGGCCACAGGCCGAGCUGAGGAGAAGGGUAACAGAGCUACUGAUACGGUGAAGGAGAGGGCAAGAGAAGCCAGGGACAAGACCUAUGAAACAGGCCAACACGCAAAAGAGAACACAGCAGAGAAGGCUCAUGAGACAAGAGAGAAAGCGUCAGAAACAGCAGAAGCAGCUAAGGACAAAACCUAUGAAGGGAAAGAGAAGACAAAGGGAGUGGUCCAGCAAACUGGGGACAAAGUGAAAAACAUGGCUCAAAAAACUGCUGAUACAGUGAAGAGUGCUUUUGGUAUGGCUCAUAACGGUGAAGAUAAGGACAAGGCUGGUCAUGAGCAGACUACUACAUAUAGGGAAACCAAGUAUUAGCUUAGCUUAAUUAGCUAGCAUCAUAGAUGUUAGUUUGAUAGGUAUCCCCUUUAUUAUCUUCUUGUUGUGUCUUCUCUUAAUUUGGUCGUUACUUAGUUUUUUCGAGUCCUGUGGUGCUUGUCGCCGGCUUUCUGAGGUGUUGACAUUGACAGGUUAUGGUUAGCAUCUUGUUAAAGAAGGCCCAAAAAUAAAUAGGUCUCUAGUGUCUCGGGCAGUUUGUUAUAAAUUGCUGCCGUUGUUAUUCUACGUUAUUUUAAUAUUUGCCAAAAAGAAGACUAUUCCAUGAAAUGUAAUAAUGUUUUCUUUAGCUUGAUAUAUACACGCUUAUACAUGGGUUUGGUAAAA